Molecule: messenger RNA, 2016 nt
Organism: Aspergillus saccharolyticus JOP 1030-1
Lineage: Eukaryota; Fungi; Ascomycota; Eurotiomycetes; Eurotiales; Aspergillaceae
Product: putative IZH family channel protein
Exons: 3
Coding region: 368-1867 (499 amino acids)
Cellular component (GO): membrane
Molecular function (GO): signaling receptor activity
Source: RefSeq, a predicted model, not a curated record
GAGGGGGAAAAGGAUACUAAUAGAUUAUUGAUGGAUUUAAUAUUGUUCGGUUCCCCUCUUCUGCUUCUCCUGCUUCUUCUUCUUCCUCCUCCUCUUCUCCUCUCCUCUACCUACUAAUUACCUAAGUCUCUCCCCUCCUACGAGGUGUCUCUCCUUUUUCUUCGGGAUUAUAAUUAUUAUUGUUACAGUUUCCUUUUCCUUUCCUUCCUCUCCACUUACCACCUUAGCGUUUGUCCCUUGCAGCCAACCGAGAGUUCUCUAGUUUUGGCCAACCUGCAGCUCUCCUGUUCUCUCUAGGAUAUGCGAUACAAUCUCUGCACAUAGUUACGGGUUCGAUUGACGGUUGCAACGGCGUACGGUACAUACCAUGGCUUGCUCAGCGCAAUCCAUGACCAUCGAGUCAUAUCCCGAGGCAAAUACCUCCGCUUAUGCGACUCCCUCAGAGGAGACCAGCUUGCUACGGGACCGUCGGCGGCGUCACUCUUUUCACACGGCUCGGAAGUUGUCCUUGGACUAUGACGCAGAUGCGGUGUUCCUGAGGGUUGAACUUUUUCUAACAGAGCUAGAGCGACGACUAUUGUGGAUCGAGCAAUAUGGCAAGUCCCAUAUGGACCAAAUCGAUGCCAGUCUCCGUCGCGGCUACGCCACGUUAGAGGCUGUGCGGGACUCUUGCUCUCACGCCUCCGGCGAGCUCAUGGGCAGCGGCAAGAAGCGCGCCAAGAUCUUGGUGGACACCCUGGAAGACCGCUACAAGGACGCUCUCGCCACGAAGGAAACAUUAGAGCAGAAGGCUCACGCCGGUGUCCGGCUGAUGGAGUCCUUCCUCGUCGAAUUAGAGUCCCGUGCUCACGCAGGAUGGGAUCGCGGUCUGGACGGCGCGUUGGAUGGGGCGUGGAAGGCGAUGGACUCUAGCUUGGUACAUGCCCGGGAGGUGGUUGACGAGGGUAUGGAGCGAGCACGUCGGGCCAAGGAGGCGAUGAAGGAGAACAUUGACCGGGCGAUCCUGCUGGCCCAGGAGAAGCGGUUGAUCGGCUAUGCGGACCUCCCGCACCCGUGGCGGGUCAACCCCCACAUCCUCGAGGGAUACCGGUUCACGCACUCCAAGGUGGAAUGCUUGACCUCUAUGUUCACCUUCUCCAACGAACUUGUCAACAUCUGGUCACACCUGAUCGGCUUGUUCAUCGUGCUGUCUGUGGCAUUCUACUUUUACCCGCUGAACCCCAAUUUCCACCUGAGCACCAAGACGGAUGUAAUGGUGGCAGCCGUCUUCUUUUUCGCGGCGUGCAAGUGUCUGGUGUGCAGCACCUUGUGGCAUACGAUGAACAGCAUUGCCAGCCAGACGCUGAUGGAGCGGUUCGCAUGUGUGGACUACACGGGCAUCUCGAUGCUGGUGGCUGCCUCGAUUGUGACGACCGAAUACACCGCCUUCUACUGCGAGCCCGUGUCGCGGUGGAUCUACAUCCUCCUAACGAUGUCCCUGGGUAUUGGCGGAGUGAUCCUGCCGUGGCACCCGACUUUCAACCGGGCGGACAUGGCGUGGGCACGAGUGGCGUUCUAUGUUUCGCUCGCUCUGACCGGGUUUGCGCCGCUGGCGCAGCUGACGUACACGCGAGGCUUUUUCUGGUGCCUCUACUUCUACGCACCGGUGGUGAAGAGUGUGCUGGUGUAUUUCGUGGGGGCGUGUGUGUAUGCGUCGCAGGUGCCGGAGCGGUGGCGGCCGGGGUUGUUCGACUAUGUGGGCGGCAGCCACAACAUCUGGCACCUUGCAGUAUUGGGCGGGAUUCUAUUCCAUUACCUCGCGAUGCAGGACCUUUUCGCGGGGGCGUUCAAGCGGGCUCAGGGUGAGUGUCCAAACGUGAUGAAUUAGGGGGGCGCGGAGGAGAAUAGAGGGGAAUAGACUUGAGAAGGGGGUUAGCUCUUUGACUUGUACAUAUUGGAGUUGCGGAUAUACAAAAAGUCUAGCUGGACUUAGCUUGUUGUGACUCUAGCGCUAUUUUUUUUUUACCAGUUAUUUCC